UUCAAGUGUUAUUUUAAACUGGGAGGACAAGCUGGGAAAAUCUUACAUAGGAAUGAACUUGCAGUCGACAAAACUAAAAAGAAGAAAAGAAGAGAACUGACUGAGGAACAGAAGCAAGAAAUUAAAGAUGCCUUUGAGUUGUUUGAUACAGACAAAGACAGAGCAAUAAAUUAUCAUGAAUUAAAGGUGGCAAUGAGAGCCUUGGGUUUUGAUGUGAAAAAAGCUGAUGUUCUGAAAAUACUUAAAGAUUAUGAUCGAGAAGCGACAGGCAAGAUCACCUUUGAAGAUUUUAAUGAAGUUGUGACAGACUGGAUAUUGGAUAGAGACCCACAAGAAGAAAUACUCAAGGCAUUCAAAUUGUUUGAUGAUGAUGACUCUGGUAAAAUAAGUCUGAGAAACCUGCGCCGGGUUGCUAGAGAACUGGGUGAAAAUAUGUCUGAUGAAGAACUACGGGCUAUGAUUGAAGAAUUUGAUAAGGAUGGAGAUGGAGAAAUCAAUCAAGAAGAGUUCAUUGCUAUUAUGACUGGAGAUAUUUAGCAUCAGAAGAAGUGGACUCGGCACAAAAGAGAGGCAUCGUGGGGAGCUUCCAUUACAAUAUUUUGUACUUCCAUUCAUUUCUGUAGCUAGAGUAAUGCAGAACAUUACUUUCCUUAUAGGACCAAAAUACAGACAGAUUAUAUGAAUUGAUAGUUCAGUAUUUUGUACCAUUAGAUAUUAUCACUAGAAUAAUUGAUAUAUCAUUUUAGAACAAGUAAGUAAUGCUGCAUUUCAGAAUGUUCAAGUACUUAUUUGUAAAAUAGCUUUGUAUAGCAUUUUUAAAUUGUAUCAUAUUUUAAGAACCUUUUGAGGUUGACUUUGUGUUAGCAUUAGCUGUGGCCUUAGUUUUGAUACAUAAGGUUUGACAAACUUCCAUUUUAAUAAAAUGUUCUUUGAUACU
This is a messenger RNA of Phaethon lepturus (White-tailed tropicbird), 937 nucleotides long. RefSeq names its product centrin, EF-hand protein, 3 (gene CETN3). Gene Ontology annotation, cellular component: microtubule organizing center. The transcript has 5 exons. The annotation marks the transcript as partial. NCBI's taxonomy places the organism in Eukaryota, Metazoa, Chordata, Aves, Phaethontiformes, Phaethontidae. The record is from RefSeq and is a predicted model, not a curated record. Gene Ontology annotation, biological process: spindle pole body duplication. Gene Ontology annotation, molecular function: calcium ion binding; microtubule binding.